Ambispora leptoticha is the source of this 144-nucleotide messenger RNA. The record is from the annotation of a GenBank genome assembly. Lineage: Eukaryota; Fungi; Glomeromycota; Glomeromycetes; Archaeosporales; Ambisporaceae.
GUAAUGCUGUGUACACGAAAUGCAGCAUUCCAUAUUCAGCUUAUAAGGUCACGAUGGUAUAACGAAACUAGUAAUGAUCCGGCACAAGAAUCAUUUCUGGUUGCACAAAAAUUUGGAAUGGAACAGUCAGUAACAAUGGGCUGA